GUUAGAUAAAGACAAUUAUGAAGUCUGUAAAUAAUACGAUAAGAAUCGGCACUCAAAAGUACUCCAAAAUUUUAUUAUGAAAACAGACAGCAAAAGCAUAGGGUUUUAAAAGUUCCAAGAAAAACGAAUCAUCACAUAACACUUGAUCCAAUAAACAGAUUCAAUUAAAUGAAGGAUUGUGCAACUAAGAAGAUGGACUUUAAAUUAGGGAAAAUGAUUGGUUCUGGAUCACAGGGCCAAGUUUAUCAGGCUAUGAACAUGGACACAGGAGAAAUUGUUGCAUGUAAAAAAUUGCUAAAUCACUUAAAAGAUCAGUAAAAAUUCGAUGUAAGAUGUACAGUCUUAAUUAGGUCGAAUUGUCUUUUCUUUAAAUUCUUUAACAUAAGAAUAUCAUAAAAUAUAUCUCUCAUGAAAAUACAAAGGAUGGCAUCCUAAUUUACUAGGAAUUUAUGCCAAUGGGUACUUCUAACUUCUAAAUCUUAGGAUCUAUUUCUUAAUUGCUAAGUGAUUUUGGGCCAAUCAAAGAGGAGACCGUGAAAAGAUAUACUCAGUAAAUUCUCAACGGCUUGGAGUAUUUGCAUAAAAAAGGGAUAUUGCAUUUAGAUCUGAAAUCAAGCAAUAUAUUACUCGACUCUAAUGGAUAUGUGAAGAUAUCCGAUUUUGGAUGUAGUAGGCAAAACAAAGAAAACUUAUAUUAAAGCAUUUUGCAAGGCAGUGUUCCAUGGAUGGCCCCUGAAGUAGUCAGAUAAGAAAGAAUUGGACCUGCUUCAGAUAUUUGGUCCUUCGGAUGUUUGAUUCUAGAAAUGAUAACAGGUAGACCUCCAUGGAGUGAGCAAAUAAAUUUUGAUAAUCCAGCAACUAGCUUAUUAAGUAUAGGAUUGAGUGGAGAAUACCCUAGAAUCCCUGAGAGAGCAUCGAUAGAAAUGAAGGAAUUUUUGUUGAUGUGCUUCUCAGUGGAUCCAUUGUAGAGAGCUACCAUAAGAUAACUCAAGUAGAGUGCUUUUUUAUAGUGA
Messenger RNA from Paramecium octaurelia, 1013 nucleotides. The record is from the annotation of a GenBank genome assembly. Lineage: Eukaryota; Ciliophora; Oligohymenophorea; Peniculida; Parameciidae.